Messenger RNA from Biomphalaria glabrata, 3831 nucleotides. RefSeq lists its product as uncharacterized. The transcript is spliced from 30 exons. The coding region runs from base 13 to 3831 and encodes 1272 amino acids. The record is from RefSeq and is a predicted model, not a curated record. Lineage: Eukaryota; Metazoa; Mollusca; Gastropoda; Planorbidae.
AUUACAUUAUGCAUGAAGGAAAACAUGAUGGAAGUUUUUUUUUCUCAUUCAUUUGUUCUGAUUUUAUGUACGCUGACAGUUUCAGCUACUCAAGAAUACAAGAAUGUCAAAACAUUGGGGAAACGCUUUGUGCUGACAUUCCCGACCAUGACAAACUCCAAAAGCAAUUUAACAUUAUAUUUCGUAGCACCCUGCGCAGACGUGAAUGUCUCCUUGAAGACAAGAAACUACUUUGAGAGUACAGAUAUAGACGUGAACAUAUCUGUUGAGACGAGAAGUCCUGGUGGCGGAGCUUUUUUUCUGGUACCUUUUCUCACAUUCAACGACAAAGAUACGGGUAAAUUGUGGACCUUUGACUUGAUGGCCGACGAUUUAUUUGGUGUGGUCGUCUUCAUUAACUAUAGCAGUCAGUCCAUAGCGUCUUUUAUCGCUCUGCCACUAACUAGCUGGGGACGUGAGUACUACGUAUUUCUACUAGAUCGUAGUCCGUUUGUGGAUAUUAUAGCUGGACUUGUACCAGUAAAUGUGAUUGUAACAUUUCGUAUCAGCAAGGAAAGUACUGAGAACUUUACGUACGAAGGAAAGAGAUACACAGACAAAUCUGAGAUGGUGAUUUCAUUGAAGCGACUUGAAGCUUUUCAAAUAGCUCUUUGCAUAGUUGAGCAAUCUGAAAUCCUAAAUUUACUAGGCACGAAGGUGAGUGCGAUUUGGCCCAUAGGAGUCGUGUCCGGCAGCUGUAAGUCGAGACACCAGAGCCAGAGUCCGCACUGUAAUAGCUCAUCAAAUCCAGACGAGGAAUCGAGUGCUGAAAUGUUAUUGCCUGUAGAAACAUUAGGUGCGCAUUACAUCAUUCCAAAAAUUCCGAUCCGCUACUUGAGAGCUGAAGCAUUUGUCAAAUUCAAGAAGCCGACAACUUUGAUGACCGUACCGGACACUGGCACUAAAUCCUCCUAUAACUUUACGGAUUUUGGCAGAGUAAAUACGAUUGAUGACGCUGUUUCUAUACGAAGUACCGAAAACUCAACUUUUGAAGUCUACAUUACGACCUACUCAAAAUGCUCUAAUGAAUUGUACGGAGACGUAGCUAUGAGUCUAGUUCUCCCAGUAGAGUUUUUCUACUCUAAGUAUUUAUUUUACGUCCCUCCAAUAGAUGAAGAUAGUUCUAGGUUUCUAUUUAUAAUAAUAUCUUACUUAUAUAUACAAGAGUUUCGGUUAGAUGGUGAACAGCCUGGUGGCGCAGGUUGGGCUAAUUUAAGUAGGGAUCUCAAUUAUAGUCAAGGAACUUAUGCGAUUUCUUCCGGCGUCCAUGAAGCUAAGACUACUGGAGAAAAAACAUUUGGCUGUUACAUCUACGGACACGGGAGAAAUUAUGCCUUCAUGCAUCCAGCUGGAAUAGCCUACAUGUCAACGGAAUGCAUCUCAUCGUUGGGCACAAUGAAAGAAGAUGAUGGAAUAGAUAACGAUUGUGAUGGCUACAGCGAUGAAGAGGUUAACGACAAAACAGAUAAUGAUUUAGAUGGCCUCGUUGAUGAAGAUGUCGGAAAUGGAGAAAUACAAAACUGUGCUGGUGACAGUAUCUGUAACGCUGACCUCAAAAUUUGCCCUGAAGGAUGUUUGCCAGGAUUUUUUGGACCUUGCUGCUCAUUAUUAGAAAAUAACUGUGCUGACAACCUCACCUGUCAUAUCAAUAACAAGACCUGCCCCAACGGCUGUCUAAUUGGAUACACGGGAGAUUGUUGUUUGGAAGUUGAAAGCCAUUGCCUGAACAAUGAGACCUGCGAUCCAGUGAACAAGACUUGCCCUACAGGUUGUCAAGAAGGAUACCAAGGAGAAUGUUGCCUGCACGUUCUAAACAAUUGUGUUGACGAGAGCGAAUGCAACGAACACAACAGAACGUGUCCAUCUGGAUGUCUGGAAGGAUUCGUUGGAGACUGUUGCUUAAAUUUAGAGAAUAACUGUGCUUCUGACUUGCUGUGUGAUCCCGUGAAUAAAACGUGUCCAAGUGGUUGUAAGGACGGAUACUUUAGAGAUUGUUGUUUAAAAGUUAUAAAUAAUUGUGCAGACCAGAGGGAUUGUGAUGCACAAAACAGAACGUGUCCAACUGGAUGUUUGCAGGGAUUCGUUGGAGAUUGUUGCCUAGAUUUAGAGAAUAACUGUGCUUCUGAAUUGCUGUGUGAUCCCGUGAAUAAAACGUGUCCAAGUGGUUGUAAGGACGGAUACUUUGGAGAUUGUUGUUUAAAAGCUAUAAACAAUUGUGCACACGACGAUGAUUGUGAUGUACACAACAGAACGUGUCCAAAUGGAUGUUUACCAGGAUUCGUUGGAAACUGUUGCUUAAAUUUAGAGAAUAACUGUGCUUCUGACUUGCUGUGUGAUCCCAUGAAUAAAACGUGUCCAAGUGGUUGUAAGGACGGAUACUUUGGAGAUUGUUGUUUAAAAGCAUGUCCAGAAAAUUGUCUAAGUGAUUGCAAUAUCAUCACUGGUGAGUGCACUGCAUGCCGAAGGAAAUAUUUUGACUCGUAUUGUAAAAGAAGAUGUAGUCCAGGCUGUAAGAAUGACACGUGUGAUCAACUGGUCGGAACCUGUCAGUGUGAAGAAGGUUACUAUGGUCCAAUGUGUUUACAAAGUGGACUCCCAUAUAAAUAUGGAUGGACAUGCCAUUGUGCUAAUGGUAAUUGUUCCGAAGUUGAUGGAAAUUGUCAGAACACAAGUCGAUGUUUGAAAGGCUGGUUCUCUUUUUCUUGUCAAUAUAUUGAUAAAGCACCUGAAGCAGACUUGGGAGACAUGGACAAUGUCCAGCUUCUUACUGACAACGAUGACUCCACGUGCGUCAAUGUGACUAACAAUACAAUCCAAGCGACCUGGUCGGAAGUGUUUACAAGUAGCUGGUUUCUUUUAGUUUUUGACAAAAAAGCUGAUGUCCGAGAGUUUCAAAUUACUUAUUUGGGGGAUACAACGUUCGAUGUAUGUGAGGAGCCAAACGUCGUGUACCCAACUGAGCUCAAUACCACCGUCGAAUUAGAAUGUAGGGAACUGUAUCGCAUACACUCGCUAAUAGUAACAUGGAAAGGAGAUGGACUCUGCUGUUCUUUCCAAGUCAGUGGAUCAAGAAAUUUAGCUCAUAAUAACGUGUGGAAGAAAGUUUUGCGAAACAUCAACACAAACGUCAAAGGUGAAAAAGUUGAAGAAGCGACAGACGGCAACUACGAAACCUGUCUCUCUGUCACUUCUUCCAAAGUGUUGGAGUUGAAUUUUAGCAGCAGCGUCUACGUUCAUAUGAUUACAUUAUAUACAGAUUUUAAGCAACCUUACGCUUACAAGAGUUUUGUGGUAAAAAUAUGGGAAGCAGAAAAUUCUUCGCCCAUUUUGGUGAUGUCAUCAUUAGAAGAUGGCUUCAUUCAAAGAGUUGUCCUAGAUGCAUCCUUAGCCUUCACAUCCCUUCAGAUCUCAGUGGAAGAAGGUUUUCAAGUUUUGUGUGAAGUAGAGAUCAAUGGAGAAUGUGACCAACCUAAAGUUGGGUUUGAAUGCGAGUAUUUCUGCAGUUUAACUUGCCAUCACGAGAGUUGUAAUUAUAUAGGCAUGUGCUACGAAUGUGUUGGUGACAGAUUCGGAAAGUAUUGCGAAGAUCGAAACGACUUCAAUAUUACCAGACCAAUCUCUACUACAGAGAAUCAAACUUUUCGAUCAGCUGAGAGCAUAUCAAAGGGCUAUUCUGUUCCGACAUUCUACUUCGUUCCAAUAGUUGCGAUUAUCACUGCAAUAGUUAUAUUGGCCUUUUAUUUGAUGUCAACCAGAAAAUCUCUGUCUCUAUUCCUACACUUUGAAAACUAG